Thunnus maccoyii (southern bluefin tuna) is the source of this 3234-nucleotide messenger RNA. RefSeq names its product family with sequence similarity 189 member B (gene entrep3). Gene Ontology annotation, cellular component: membrane. Lineage: Eukaryota; Metazoa; Chordata; Actinopteri; Scombriformes; Scombridae. The coding region runs from base 695 to 2932 and encodes 745 amino acids. The record is from RefSeq and is a predicted model, not a curated record. The transcript has 15 exons.
CCGCAAAACCCCCGAGGUGGAGUUAUCAAAGCUCGAACCCCGCGAGGAAAGAUUCAUCCCAGCCCGGCUGCUAUUUUUGGUGCAGUUUGAAAAUCGAUGGAAGAUAUUUAUUUCCUGUUCAUGUCGAGGUAAUUAGUCUCGCUUCCCGAACGAACUGAUCUGAUCUUGGGCUUUGAUCCCCACACCGUCUUUUCUUCCGUGACAGCAUGAGGACCUAACAGAAGGUCGCGAGAGGGGAGCGCGCAUGUUCGGAUGAUGCUCUUCCUGACCGGACACGCGAACUGACCGGCUCGUAUCAUCUCUGCUGGGUUUGAAACAAACGAGUCAUCAGCUGUUUUAUUCGGGAUGCUUUAGAAUUUGCGGCCUGCUCGGGUCUCGAGUUACCGCAAUGCCACUGGCGAGAGGAGGGAGAGGAGGGAGCAGAAAAAAGGAAAUGAGUAUAACAAAAAUGUACAGUUUGCUAAAAACUAGCCCAGUUUUUGUGCUUGUGUUUUAAUCAGGAAACGACUGAGCAGGAGAAUGGUAUAGACUGCUAUAGUAUUGGCUAUAAUGGCCUGUGAACUGCAUUGGGUGAAAGAGACACUGUAUUGACUGAAGCAGUCUUUGUAUCAUGGCUGAAAUGUCAAAUGAGCUGAACUUUGUUUUAUGAUCCCAGAGUAAGCGUCAAACCUCCCCAAACACAGAAGAGCCUAACAUGCCUUCGCCGUCAGACUCCAGCAGCGUGGCUUCAGCCUCGGGGUCUCGAGGCUGGUCAGACAGCCGCCGUGGCAUGUCAGGCCGGGGGCCUGGUGGUGCACGGCUGCUCCUGUACCUGGGGCUGUGCCACCUGGGCCUGGGGGCCAUGGUCCUGGCCUUCUCUUUCACCAGCAUGGCCUUCACCUCCUCAGCACGUGUGAGGCAGUCCUGCCCGUUUUGGGCUGGAUUCUUUGUGGUGGCAUCAGGGAUCGUUGGAAUAAUCUCAUGGAGGAGACCUUUAACGCUGGUGGUGUCACUGUUCAUGCUGCUGUCUGCAGUAUGUGUUAUCCUCAGUCUGGCCGGCUCAAUGCUCUCCUGUCAGAAUGCACAGAUGGUCAAGUCUAUGCUCACCUGCCAGGUGGAGGAUAAACACUGUGUGUGUUGUGCACCCAGUCACUCUUGCUCCAUCACAGAGGAGGAGACCCUAGUGCUCUACCCGAAUACUGAUUGCCACUCAGUCAGACGUCAGCUGAAGGACCUUUUGUUCAGUGCAUGUGGUCUCAGCAUUCUUUCCACCAUCAUCUGCACUCUGUCCACUGUGACCUGCAGUAUCCACAUAUUCUCCUUGGACCUUGUGCACCUGUUGGCACCACAUCGCUCUCGCUCCGUCAACCCAGAAUGCACUACUCCUCAGGACGCCUUCCUGACCAACAUCAUGGACUUUGAGGAGUUUGUUCCACCCAUCCCUCCGCCCCCCUACUAUCCUCCUGAGUACACCUGCAGCUCUGAGACAGACGCUCAGAGCAUCACCUAUAAUGGCUCCAUGGAGAGCCCUGUUCCUCUCUACCCCACUGAUUGCCCUCCUCCUUAUGAAGCUGUGAUGGGACAAAGAGCUGUCAGCCAGGCAACAAUGUUUGACCCCCAUGGCACUGAGCUGUCUGGAGAGAGAGGAACGUCCACUGCCUUCAGCGGAGAGGUGUCCAUGGACAGUGGCUCUCUGCUGAUGUCAGAGAUCGUGGACAUCCCCGAUGAUUCCUCCCCUUCCGAGGACUCCUGUCUGAUGGAGGUGGGAGUGAGGCCCCAGGGAGAGAAGUACAACAGGUCUGCUGGUGAGGGGGGAGAAAUGGGAGAUGGAGGGGAGUACAUCAGCUUCCGUGGUCCCCCGUCCCAAACACCAGAGAGUCCACUGGCAGGAGGACCCAGAGCCAGGCGCUUUCUCAGAGGAGAGAGGUCCAACUCCUGCUCUUCACCCAGCACAGCUACCACCACAUACAGGUCUCCAGUAUUGCGUCGCCAGGCCAUGCUAGCUAGUAGCUGCUCCCAGCUGGAAGCAAUAGGGGGCUCCACCUCUCAACAGCGAUCCUCCAUCCCAGAGAUUCGAAUUCGCCCUUCCACUCCUUCACGCCAAGGAGCUGGCCUCGACUCCUCUGCUCCCCCCACUUCCUCCUCCUCAGCUGCCAGUGAGCAGGCUGGUGGUCAGGGUAACGGGCCGGCCCUCCCACGUCAACCUUUGUACCUUCGACGAAGGGCUGGAAAGAGUGAGAAAGAUGGAGAGAAUGUGAGAAGGGAUAGCGAAGGGUUCCUACGCCUCGUGAGGUCACACAGUGAGCCAGGCCUCGGCUCCUCCACUGAUACAAUUGACUUUGGCUCAGGAGGCAGCAAGGCAUCUACAGACACGGGUCCAUCCUCUGAGGCUUAUCUGCUGCCCCGCACCUCUCUGCCUCCUGCUGCAGCUUUGCCAAGGAAAGAAAACAUGAAAUCAGAUGCUACCGGGGUGCAGGUUCCCUCCAAACCUCCACCCACCUCCCCAAUGCGUUUACCUAAAGAUUGCCACCGUUCCCUUGGGGACCUUAAGGUGACUCGUGUUCUGAUGGCUCGCUUCUUGCAGCGCUCUAAACGCAACCUUGCGCCCUCCUCCGAGCAUGUUGGGGGCACAAUACCGGGGCCUAAGAGGAGGAGUGGUGCUGAGGGUGCUGCCACCAACCACCUGCCCUUGGAACAAGUUUUGCGGAACCCUUGGAGUACCAGCCGAGGACCCCCCAACCAUCAUUCCCAUCACCCUCAUCACCGUGGACACCACCAUUCCCAUAGUGACAGUCGACACAACCGGCAUCACAGCAGCCGGGCCCCAGAGGGGAUCCACCUGCGCAGCUGUGGAGAUUUAAGCUCCUCCUCCUCAGUGUCACUACUGCGAUUAGUGACGCCUCAUCUGCCGCAUGGGUCAUCAGGAGCUCUCUACUCAGAGUCUGCACUGUGAGGAGGAGAGGAAAAUGAAAGAGGGAUGGAGGAAGAAAAUAAGGCGCAAGCAAGAGCUUGUAAGGAAAAAGGCAGGUUAAUGAUAAGGAUUUAGUUUAGCGGAGUCAUCUAGCACUGAAAUUUUGAAAGUCUUCCCUCCUUUUUCUCUUUGUCAACUCAGUUUCCUGAAGCCUUAUGGCCUUAUUCAGUGGUGCUCUUCAUCACUCUGAACAUCAAGCCAGAGUUCACUCUUACUUCACUGUUCAUCAGUAGUGAGAUGGUAACUAGAUGCUUAUUUCUAGCCAGAGACCAACGUACCAGAAG